UAGUCCUAGCCAUGGUGUGCAUGGCCACAAUGCUGGGCUAUUGCGUGUGGUACGACUAUCAACGACGCAUGGAUCCCAACUAUAGGCGAAAAGUGCACGAGCGUCGCAACUGCAGUAAUACUGAUAAUGGCCCGGAAGAUGAACCAUUGGAGUCGUGUUCGGUGGAAGAAUGUGCCGCCACAUAUGAGGAGCAGAUGACUGAGGUGAUUGAGGAACCGGAACGCAGAUGGCCGGCAUUCGAUUACGCCGCUCUGGAGAGCUACUUUCGGCAAGAGCUGAUGCUGGGAGAGGCGCUCUGUAGCAGCUACAACUAUACGGAUGGUGUUACCCACUAUGCCAAUGCCUUGCUCGUCACCAUGGAACCUCUGCGACUGCUCAAUGUGCUGGAGGAGAUGUUGCCGCCCCGGGUAUUCUCGAUGCUGAUGCAUCGAAUAAAGCAUAUACAGAAACAGAAGAGGCGACUGAGCAGCAACUACGGAGAGUUCUAUGACUGCGACUCGGACUCCCUGGAUGGCUAUGAAAACUUGGCGAUGGCCUGGCAUGAAACGGCUGGCUAUUGACCAAGAAAGUAGUCAGUCAGCCAAAUUCUCAGUAUCUCCUUCGACGGAGCAACAGAACCAACAACAACAACAACAACCAGUCCGGUCAACAGCUGGCGGCUACAAAAACGCAAGCAACAACAGCCAAGACACGUGCAGUCUAUAAAAGGAUUCAAUAUUGAAAUUAAUUCACAAUAGGGCUAAGAAAUGGGUGGCAAAAAAAAAGAAAUAAUAGCGAGGCAAAUGAAUUACGAUAAGCAGCAGGCAGGCUACAGUAAAUAAUAAUAGCAACAAACGCCCCUUCGAGUACAAAAGUAGAAAGGCAACCGAAAGGGGUGCAGAAUUACACCGAAAUUAAAAAUGGGAAAACAAAACAUUGGACUUGACUGGAGCACAAAACCUUAGCCAAGUUUAUGGCGACCAAGUUAAGGCGACUUGGAUGUGCACUGCAGGCAGCCAUUAAAAAGUCUUUAUGCUAAGUAGUGCCCUCAAUCGGAGAGAGAAGAAUUACAGAAAUUUGUCAAUUCUGCAGCUAAGAGAGAAUUGUAAGAAAAAAACUCUUUUCAAAGGUGAAAGAGUGAGUGGGAGAGGGGGACGGGGGGAGUUUGUUGGGAGAGAAAGGGAAUAAAACGGACAAAGACAGUGAAUAGACAAUCUUAUCUCAGUAAUUAUGAGUCUUUAUAUCACUAGCUCUAGGAAAAAAGUGCCAAACCAAACGAUCGCAUCAACCAACCAAAGAACCUUCUUAGCUUAGCCAAAAAGCUGAGAGCCAAGAGAGUUUAAUAACCAGCCAAUAAGAGAAUGUCUCAUGCCUUAACUGAGAUUAGUUAAACGUUUCAUACUUGUUUAAAAAUUUAGCCCUAAACUUAACUGAGAUUAGUUAAGCGAUUAACACUCAGUUGAAGCGUGAGAAGACAUUCGUCUUCUUAGGAUAGCCAAGCUGCAGUUGUAACUAGAAAAGCGAUCCUGUCUUGACUGAGAAACGUGAGCCUUAGAAAGAUUUAACUUCUGGCAAUCGAACUAGCCAUCGUGCCAAUUGUAGCGCCCGCCCAAUGGGCUAAAGCAAGAAAUUAUUGAAAGUGUAUGAAAAUAAAAAAGUGUAUGAAAGCAAAA
Messenger RNA from Scaptodrosophila lebanonensis, 1652 nucleotides. RefSeq names its product mitochondrial import receptor subunit TOM20 homolog. Gene Ontology annotation, cellular component: mitochondrial outer membrane translocase complex; mitochondrial outer membrane. Gene Ontology annotation, biological process: protein import into mitochondrial matrix; tRNA import into mitochondrion; protein targeting. The record is from RefSeq and is a predicted model, not a curated record. The transcript has a single exon. The coding region runs from base 12 to 560 and encodes 182 amino acids. Gene Ontology annotation, molecular function: transmembrane protein transporter activity. Lineage: Eukaryota; Metazoa; Arthropoda; Insecta; Diptera; Drosophilidae.